This is a messenger RNA of Ectocarpus siliculosus, 1375 nucleotides long. The record is from the annotation of a GenBank genome assembly. Lineage: Eukaryota; Phaeophyceae; Ectocarpales; Ectocarpaceae.
GAGAGCAGCGUGCGUGUGCCGCACUCACAUCCUGUUGAUCGACCCCUGAAGUAGAGCUGAACCGGGACGGUAUUGGUGGAUCAUGGCGAAGCAUCACCCCGAUCUGGUCAUGUGCCGGAAGCAGCCUGGCAUCGCCAUCGGCCGGCUGUGCGAGAAAUGCGAUGGCAAGUGCGUCGUGUGCGACUCUUACGUGCGCCCCUGCACGCUAGUCCGCAUCUGCGACGAGUGCAACUACGGCUCCUUCGAGGGACGGUGCACGAUCUGCGGCGGGCCCGGCAUCUCGGACGCCUACUACUGCCGCGAGUGCACCCAGCAGGAGAAGGAUCGAGACGGGUGCCCCAAGAUCGUUAACCUGGGCAGCUCCAAGACCGACCUAUUCUACGAGAGAAAGAAGUACGGCUUCAAGAAGAGAUGAUGCUGGUGGCCUGCGCCGCGACGACUUGGUUGACCAGAUGGGUCAAUCAGAUCAGUCGUUGGGGGCGCCGGCCGGGGAGGAUGAGGAAGGAAGGGAAAUAAACUACAUUUUGGCAACGGGGCGCUUGUGUGUUGCCCCGGUACUGCCGAGUGUUACGGAAUGGAAGGAGGAAAUCAAGUGCUUCACGGAAAGAUGCAUGUUUUUGUAUUGCACGGCAUAGUUGCAAGCAGCGGUGGUAGAGGGAGAGGGUGAUACGCUGCUCUUUUGUUAUAACGUUGGUGUUUCUUUGUUCAUGCGGGACUUGCUAAAUGACAGACGGAAAAACAGGGAAGGAAAAAGGGGGAAAAACAACUGAGCAUCAGGUUUUUUCCUCGUUAUACCUGGGUAGGAGGAGGGUGGGUAGGUCAGACUUGAGGGGAAAGGGAAGAUGGAAGUGCAUGCGUGGGCGUUGCUCUCAGGCAACAAGCGGAUAGGAAGCCCGCAGCUACUUUCAGAUUUGCCAGCGGCGAGAGCAACUCUGUGGUGGGGUGCAUUUCCCGAAAACAAUGCGAUUGUCUAAAGGCUGCAACAGACUGUGUUCGCUUGCUGACGGGACCGCCUCGUGCGCACCACUGCACCUAGUUGUCGGUCAUAUAGGACAGUUUUUUGCUCGGUGUGAGAGCCUGUGACUUGCCAACACACCACACGAGAAGAGAUGGCACGAUGACAAGCAUGGAUUUCGCCAAUCGAGAGAGCUGCGUUUUUCGGUUGAAGGGUUGACCGUGAUUCAAAUACGAGCCUUGACAAGUGGUCGAGUUCGACUUGGACGUGGGUCGUAUUGUGCACACGACCCGGUAGUGAGUAUUGGCUACUACUCCCCAGGCGCUACUCCACACGCGGUGUGUUCCGUUGGCAACCUCUCUCUGCAUGCCUUGUGUCUUUGGUCGGUUUUCGACGAGGAACAAUUUCCGUGUCUAUCUU